Molecule: messenger RNA, 1932 nt
Organism: Salvia miltiorrhiza (redroot sage)
Lineage: Eukaryota; Viridiplantae; Streptophyta; Magnoliopsida; Lamiales; Lamiaceae
Product: pentatricopeptide repeat-containing protein At5g08510
Exons: 2
Coding region: 353-1897 (514 amino acids)
Biological process (GO): RNA modification
Molecular function (GO): RNA binding; protein binding
Source: RefSeq, a predicted model, not a curated record
AUGAGAAAAUUCAUAAUUGGGGCAAUGUUGAGUCGUAAUUAUUUGAUUUUUUGUACAUUAAAUCAAAAAAUGCUAGUUAUUCCAUUUCUUUAAUCCUCAUGGAUAUUAUUUUAUUUUUCACUAAAUAAGAAUUUAUAGAUUCACCUAUUAACUCUUUUCAAUUAAUUAAACACAAAGCUCCACCAAAGUUAAAAGAGCAAAUCGUCUUUUCUUUUCGGAGAAAAGGUUAAUAGCUAAUCUUUUUAAUUAAACACUAAAUGCAGGCUGGCCAACGACUCAAAAAGCUUGGCCUUGGCGCUCAAUCGUUUUCAAAUUCAAGAACACCUACAGAUUAUAGAAGUCAAUCCCUCGCAUGAACCAACUCAAACAAUUCCACGCUCAUUCACUGAGAAUCGGCACAGAUUUCGCCAAAGAUCUGAUCACCAAACUAUUAGAAAUCCCCAACAUAAGCUAUGCACACAAGGUGCUCGACAGUAUUCCCAACCCAACUCUUUCCCUCUACAACAAACUCAUCCAAGCACAUUCUUCCCACGGCCCGCAUUCUCAGUGCCUCUCUCUCUACUCCCAACUCCUCCAUCGAUGUUUGCUUCCCAGUCCGCACUCCUUCACCCUCCUCUUCGUCGCGUGCGCGAAGCUCUCUAGUCGUCCCCACGGCCAAAUGGCCCACGCCCAUUUCCUAAAAUUCGGGCUUGAUCACGACGUCUAUGCCUUAACCGCAUUGGUUGACAUGUAUGCCAAGAUGGGCUUGCUGCACUUGGCGAGAAAGGUGUUUGAUGAGAUGGAUGGCAAAGAUGUGCCCACUUGGAAUUCUUUGAUCUCGGGUUAUGCAAGAAGAGGGGAUUUGGAUGAGGCGUUGCGCUGCUUCUUGGGUAUGCCGUCAAGGAAUGUGAUUUCUUGGACUGCUUUGAUAUCGGGGUAUUCGCAGAAUGGGAGAUAUAGGGAGGCUUUGGAGAUGUAUUUGGAGAUGGAGAGGGAGGGGAGAGUUAGGCCUAAUCACGUCACUAUAGCUAGUGUUCUUCCGGCUUGUGCUAAUCUUGGCGCGUUGGAGGUGGGGCAGAGGAUCGAGGCUUAUGCUCGUGCCAAUGGCUAUUUCCGGAACGCCUUUGUCUGUAAUGCGGUGCUGGAGCUGUACGCGAGGUGUGGUGUGAUUGAGAAGGCAAUGCAGUUGUUUGAUGAGAUUGGUGGUGGUAGAAACUUGUGUUCUUGGAAUAGUAUGAUCAUGGGUUUAGCUGUCCAUGGAAGAUGUCACGGAGCUCUCGACCUGUUUAACCGAAUGCUGAGAGAGGGAUUCAGCCCGGAUGAUGUGACGUUGGUGGGUGUGAUCCUAGCGUGUACUCACGGAGGGAUGGUCGAGCAAGGCCGGGAGCUCUUCAGCUUAAUGAAGCAAAAGUUUCUCAUCACGCCAAAGCUAGAACACUACGGAUGCAUGGUGGAUCUUCUAGGGCGAGCAGGACUCGUGCAGGAAGCUUACGAACUAAUCAUGGGCAUGCCGAUGAAGCCAGAUUCAGUCGUAUGGGGAGCUUUGCUUGGGGCUUGCAGUUUCCAUGGCAACGUCGAGUUUGCUGAGAGAGCUGGUGAGGCACUCUUUGAGUUGGAGCCAUGGAAUCCUGGCAACUAUGUGAUUCUUUCCAACAUCUACGCGAAAGCCGGCAAAUGGGAGCAAGUCGCGAAGCUGAGGAAGUUUAUGAAAGGCUCCAACACCACUAAGGCAGCAGGCCACAGCUUUAUUGAAGAAGGGGGCACACUCCAUAAGUUUCUAGUCCAAGAUAAGUGUCAUUCUAGAUCCAAUGACAUUUUUGCACUGCUACAUUUUCUGACUGAUGAAAUCAAAAUUUGUGGGGAAAUUGGUUUUUUGGGUUCGUUCAUUGAUGAAAUAAGAUUCAUGGAGUCAUCUUGAAUAUUUUAUCUUUCAAUAUAUUCUUCUUAGCUCAA